AGAAAAGGGGAGAGUGCAAAAGCAAUCUCUCUUUUUUGGAUCACUCAACUUAACAUGCAAUAUCUCAUAAAAGAUCCAACGUCCCAAACCCAGUUUUUCUCUUCCAAUUUCGAUAUGAUCAACCCUGGUGGUGGAGCAUUUUCAUCUCCUGAAAUAGCGCGUUCUUCCCAUGCUCAAACGCCUACUGAUCAAGACGCUAAGUUCGAAGGAAUUGGUGCACAUGUAAAGCUGCUUCUAAAAUUAGUCCACGAACAAAGCCACGCCAGCAAUGGAGAGCUUGAUGAUCGAAGAACGCAACGGGUUCCCGGUAUGAUUACCAUCCUAGACGAUGUUAAAACGCGGAUCCAAAAAUAUUCUCCGCCUGUUGGCAAAAGUUUAAAGGAGUUUAGGCGGUGCAACACAGAUCUCAGGCCACACCGUGCCCCAAGGGACAACAGGUCUGCUGAUGUUGUAAUUGAUGAGGAAGAAAAGUUGAGGAGAGAAGCUGCAUGCAAGCAGCGCAGCAAGGAAGAGCCUUGAAGCAAUGUGUUGCAGCUUGGGAAAGGAGAAGAAAAUUAUGGCCUCAGAACUUUCUAGGAAGGUUCAAGAAUUAAGUGGAAUGAAGGAACUCAUCAAUGACCUUAAAGCACAAAACGAGACAUUGUUGGAGAAAGUACAAGCUUGUGCUCAAGAGCACAGUUCAGAUAACAAGUCUGGUGGAGAGACUCGAGGGGGGGCGGUCAAUGCUGCCCUUCGGGAGAGAAACAGGGCUCUUUCGGAGCAACUUUUGAAGUCCCUUGAUGGGUAUCGAUCCUUAAAGAAAAAAUAUAAAGAUGCAAAACAGGAAAAUAUAAGAAUUCAAACAACGGAGGAAAUCGGGGGUUGCAGUAGCAGCAGGGCUUGAACGAAUACGUGGACUCAAGCAGCAGUUGGCAACAAUAGAAGAAAUACAGAAAUCAGAUAUUGAAAAGGAAAUUUUAGCAUUGGAGUGCAUGUUCCAGAGUUUCAACAAGAAGAUUUCAAAGCACAAGCGUAAGAAAAGCACCAGAAACUGAGAUCAAAUACCAGUACCGGUAUGUCUUCUAGUCCAACAUGAGAA
Durio zibethinus is the source of this 1078-nucleotide messenger RNA. NCBI's taxonomy places the organism in Eukaryota, Viridiplantae, Streptophyta, Magnoliopsida, Malvales, Malvaceae. The record is from RefSeq and is a predicted model, not a curated record.